This is a messenger RNA of Frieseomelitta varia, 3244 nucleotides long. Its product is annotated as FYVE, RhoGEF and PH domain-containing protein 4-like. The transcript has 7 exons. The record is from RefSeq and is a predicted model, not a curated record. Gene Ontology annotation, molecular function: guanyl-nucleotide exchange factor activity; metal ion binding. Lineage: Eukaryota; Metazoa; Arthropoda; Insecta; Hymenoptera; Apidae. The coding region runs from base 672 to 2969 and encodes 765 amino acids. Gene Ontology annotation, cellular component: cytoplasm. Gene Ontology annotation, biological process: filopodium assembly; cytoskeleton organization.
GUUACGCUAUUGGCUAAAGAUAGUCAAUGGUUACACAUCAUCGGUAUGCAUGACGUACAUAAAUAUAGAUGGCACGUAGUACGUUGUCCCAAGGUGUAUCUAACUAUACUGAUUUUGUCUACCGUAUGUAUAUCGUUAAUAUUAUCCCAUAUUAAUCAUAAACAAGUCAAAGUAGAUCAAAAUUGGAGGUUGUAAAUGAAAGAUUUUAUCAUUUACAAGGGAGUUUGUCAUUUAACCCUGUCGAUUAUUCUUAACGAUUUUUGGUAAAAUAUUAAAUAUUAUCUUUUUGAGAUCCUCUCUGAUCUCAGUCAGAUUUAAAGAUGAAAGAAAAAUGUUUUGUUUAUGUGAAGUCGAACAGUGAAGUCGAACAUUUGUCUGCAGAAUUGACAUGGAUGUGGGUCUGAAGUGUGAUUUCAAGUUCUUUGCUACAAAAUAAUUACGUUUGUCCUGUGCGAAAUUACAAUACAUUCGCAGAGUCGAUAGAGCAAUUCGUUGAUUCGCAUCAACGUACAACAAUAUAUAUGUAUAUGCAUGUGUAUACUCAUGUUUAACGAACGUAUAAUCAAGAAGGCUCGUGGGGGCUCAGUUGUUGGUAAUCGACGCUGGUUUCGAUUAAUUCAGGCUCCAAUGUAUAUAUUGAAUGAAACAACUAUAUCGCGAAAAGGGUUAGGAUGCAACAGGAUCGCUCAAUAGAUUUUUCACUUUGGACGACAAGAUUCAAGGAUAGAGGUGAUUUUAACAAAACGCUCAAGAUGUUUGCACCGAAAACACAAACGUCAAACAGUACGUUUUAUACUGAAUUGGAAUCUGACGAACUAGUGGAUAGAAAAAGUGACCUAAACGAGUUGAAGGAAUGCGUGAGUAAAGAAUCCAAUCAACCCGAAAUGAUAGCACAAGAUCAGAAACAGGAAGAAUAUGAUGGACCUUCUUUCCAUAAAAUCGCUUCUUUCGGAAGUUUUUCACGAUUUCGUUCCUUUGUAAUGUCAGCUGGAAGUUCAGCAGAACGUAUCGUCAUUGAAGAAAGUGAAGAGAAUUCGAUGCAAGUACCAUUCGUGCGGGUGUCACGUGGCAUGUUGGAAUACAGAAAUAGUAGAUAUUUAACCACGGAAAGAAAUUCUCGUCGAUAUGCAGUGGAAUCGUAUGCGAUAAGUGAGUCUGAGAGCGAGGAAGAAUCAGAAGAUCCAAAUCCAAGAUCGUUGGAAACAAAUUCUGCAAUAACCGUGGAUCGUACUGACGACUCGGUUUCGAAACUAAAAUCGAUCGAAGGCACGGUAGUUUAUACGGAUUCCAAAAGAAAAACUGCACGUCGCGUUGCCGAAGAAUUGUUAGCUACUGAAAAGAAUUAUGUUAGUAUUUUACGAUUGAUCGAUCAAGUGUUCCAGUUCAAAAUCGAUCAAGAGAAUAGAGCGCAUCCUAUGUUUCCCCCAGAAACUGUUCAGCAUAUGUUCUCUAAUAUUAAAUCGAUUUACAAGUUUCACAACGAUUUUCUACUACCCCAACUUCAAGAGAGGAUGCAAAAUUGGGAAUCGGAUCCUAGAAUAGGGGAUAUAAUGAAGAAUUUUGCACCUUUUCUUAAAAUGUACACAGAAUAUGUAAAAAACUUUGAUUAUGCCAUGAACUUGAUACAGACUCUUCAAACUAAAGUCGCCAGAUUUGCUGCGAUCAUCGACGAGAUUCAAAAAUUGGACGAGUGUGCCAAGUUAUCGUUGCCUCAUCAUAUGUUAAGUCCUAUACAAAGAUUACCGAGAUACGAGCUUCUUCUGAAAGAUUACUUGAGAAACCUCACAGAAGAAAGUGCUGAUUACAGGGAUACUAAAAACACGGCUUUCUUUCUCGUAGAGGCGUUGGAAUUAGUAUCUACUGCUGCUAAUCACACAAAUGAUGCAAUGAAGAAGAUUGACAAGUUCAAAAAGCUUCUUGAAAUACAAGAGAGUAUAUACGACACGACAGAUCUAGUUAGUGCAACACGGGAGCUUGUAAAAGAGGGUCGUAUCGUUAAAAUUUCAGCAAGAAGCGGUGAUCAUCAGGAAAGACAUUUGUUUCUGUUUACCGAUUUAUUAUUACUUUGUUCGAUAAGAUUGAUACCGGGGCCAUUGUAUCGAUUAAGAGCUAAAUUCUUAAUCGAAAAUUUACAAGUGAUCGAAGGUGAUAAUCUGGAAACAGCAAACACAUUUUACAUAAGAGACGAAGAUAAAAGCGUUGAAUUAUACACGCAUGCGGCUGAAGAAAAGGCAGCUUGGCUCGAAGCGCUGUUCGACACUAUGCAAGAAAUGAUGAAAAGAAAAGCGAGCCUAAAAACUGGUGAUGUUAAAACUCUUGUUGUAAAGACUGACGACGUAUCUAGAUGCAUGAUAUGCGAGGUCAUAUUUUCUGUAAUGAAACGAAAACACAAUUGCAGAGCUUGCGGAAUAGUUAUUUGCAGCAAGUGUUCAAAUCAAAAGUUGUUAUUUGAAGAUAACAAAAACAUGAGAGUCUGCCGCCUUUGUUAUGCCGCGUUAACGCAACCGCUUGUUAAGUCACCCUCUUCGACGUCCACAUCCGGGCCGGUACCGAGUCUAUUACAAGUUUCAGCAAGCGCUUCGUCCGUUAUAUCUGGAUAUCUUAUGUUAAAAACACAACCAAGUAAACCUUGGACACGACGAUGGUUUGCGUUACAUGCAGAUUUUGUUUUGUACACGUUUAAAUCUGAAUCUGAAAAUAUGGCUCUGACGGCAACUCCCAUGCCUGGUUUUAUCGUUACGGAGGGUACUAAAUUAUCCGACGAGGAUCCUUUGAGUUUCAAGGAUAGGCCUAAAGCUCUUAAAAUGCAUCAUUCUAGAAAAAGUUACUAUUUACAAGCGUUAUCGAAUGAAGAUAAACAGAAGUGGUUCCAUUCUUUGCAGUUAGCUACUAAAGCAGAAUUACCUUCAUUUGCAACAAAAGAAAAUGAAGACGCACAAAAGGAUCAAUUGAUUGUCCAUACGCGAUAAACAAUUUGUCGAUCUUAUUCAAAUUUAUGAUAUCCAAGUUAACCUCUUACUGCCGUUACCAUGUAAGAUCGUGAGAUAGAAAAGUAAUCGUUAGUUAGAUAAUUAUUACACGAAAAUGGCGUUAACUUGUGUUAUAUAGUAUAAAGAUAUAUGCAUAAACAUAUUGUUGUUGGUGUAUUAUGUGAUCGACUUAACGAUGAUCACAUUACGAAAACGCUUGUUGUAUUUUGUACCAUUUUGUUAUAUAUUUAAAAAUAUAUAUGUAUAUAUUUACA